Molecule: messenger RNA, 1061 nt
Organism: Eucalyptus grandis
Lineage: Eukaryota; Viridiplantae; Streptophyta; Magnoliopsida; Myrtales; Myrtaceae
Product: homeobox protein Nkx-6.1
Exons: 1
Coding region: 112-765 (217 amino acids)
Source: RefSeq, a predicted model, not a curated record
CUCACUUCCCAAAACCCCUCUUUCGAAAAAAAAAAUAUUUAAAAAAAUCCCUUUCUCUCUCUUCAAAAAAAAAAUAACUCCGCUUUCUCUCUCUACUGUAACAGCAAGAAAAUGGCGGCGACCACCAGGAGAAGGGCCUGCCCCGGGCCGAGCGGGCCGGUGCUCCGCUCCCUCUCCCCCUCCGGCCGCUUCCACGCGCCGCCGUCCGCUGCCUCCGCCUCCUCCUUCGCCUCCUCCUCCUUCGCCUCCCGCGCCUCCGCCUCCGCCGCCGCCACCUCCUUCUUCCGCCGGUCCGCCUCCCCGACGCGCAUCAACCUCCACUCCCCCGCGCAGCCCUCCCCUUCCAUCCGCUUCGCCCUCGACCGCCCGACCUCCCCCAGCCGGUCCAUCUCCGUCUCGCAGCAGCAGCGCCGCGGCGGCGCCGGCGGCGGCCAGCUCGUCCGGUCUGGCGGCCAGAAUCCGGCGCCGCGGAGGACCUGCAUGUGCUCGCCGACGAAUCAUCCCGGUUCGUUCCGCUGCAGCCUCCACAAGGGCUGCGGGUCCCCGAGCGCGAGUGCGGGGUACGCGCCGAACCGGCUGAACGCGCGAAGGUCCGCGAUGACGAACUCACUGGUGAGGAUCGGGGGCGUCGAGGGCGACCUGGUGAAGAGAGCGCUGGCCGCCCUGAUCCGGCCGUCGUCGCACCAGCAGCGGCGGAGAGCCGCGUUCCAGCCGCGCCAGAGCCGGUUAUCGAUCAUGUCCAAGGCCGCGGAGGAGCACUCCUGAACAGCCCCGCGGCGAGGCCAUUUUUUGAGCCGAUUCGACCCCAUAUCCCGCAACAGCCUCAGUAGAGCUCGUGCCGUCAGCAGCGCCAUCAGAGAGGAAGGAGAUCCCGACGGCGGCCCGCGGUGGCGGCGCCGCCGCAGAUCUGAGAUCCGGCGGCCGGAACCGCCGAAGGAGAUCCGAUCCGAAGCAGGAGAUCUAAAAACCGAAUAUACGAUUGUGUAAAUAACGGAAAAUAUAUCGAUACUUCUCGUCUAAAUUCAAAUCAGAUCUUGGAGACGCCGAUUCUCUGAUUAAAA